GGGCCAUUUCGGUGGUGGAGCGUGCUCUGAAAAGAGAAAGGGUAGCCCAUGGUAGGCGCCACACCAUCGGAUGUGGGGAAGAUCCUGCCCACAAGGUUCGCAGGGGCGCGACCUGCUCCAUGAACGUCGACGCGCUCGCGAAAUGACGGCACGAAAUGCCUACAUGACUAGUUCAUACUUCUGGGGAUAUCAUCGUUUUCUCCAGAUAUAAAGACCCCAUUCCCCACGCUGUCAACCCCAGACCCACAGCUCGACGAUCGGUCCUGUUUCCACUGCCCUGGGUCAGCCAUCUUCAUCCCAGCGCCGUCAUUCACCAAAGAUCAGCCAACACAGCCCGUCGACAUGGCGAUCACUAUGGACAACAAGCCUUACAAUGUCGAGGUCAACGAACACGUUCCUGUCGACCCGACACCAGCCGAGACAAGUCAGCUUGGUCACCUCGCCAACCAGGAAGACCAUGAAGUCGGCAAACUUGCGUCGUUCCGCAAGUACCCUUGGGCUUGCUUUUGGAGCGUAUACGCAGUCUGGGUGGUCCUCCUUGUGAGCUUCGAGAAUCAAGCAGCUGGCAACGUAAUCGGCAUUCCCGAAUUCAGAAAAGAUUUCGGUCACCCAUUCACAGCUGCAGACGGUACUAUCAGCUAUGUCAUCGAUGCAAAUUGGCAGUCGGCCUUUCAGGGUGCGCCUGUGGCUUCCGCUAUUGUCGGUGCCCUCGGUUGCGGACAGAUUGCGGAUUGGCUCGGUCGCCGCAUGGUUGUUAUAAUCUGUCUCCUCGUGACGUUCGCCGCUAUCACGUUGGAAUUCCUUGCGACAACCCCCGAAAUGUUCUUCGGAGGCAAGUUCUUGAACGGAUUCGUCGUCGGUGCCCUGGCAUCCGUUACCGUUACCUACAUUGGCGAAGUUGCUCCCUUCGCGCUACGAGGCAUGCUCACCUGCUUGACUGCGCUGGCAUAUACCCUGGGCCCUCUCACAGUUGCUCUGAUCGUCAACACAACCGGCGUAUACACCAACCGCUGGGCAUACCGCUCAAUAUUCUGUGCGCAAUACGGAUUCGCUACGAUUGCUGCGAUCCUUGUACCUUUUAUGCCCGAAUCACCGACGUGGUUGGUUUCGAAGGAUCGCCAGGAAGCAGCAUUAAAAGCACUCUCUGGACUUGGCUAUAAGGGCCAGGCCGGCGAGAAGAGACUUGCGAACAUCAACAACACCUUGGAGCAGGUCAAAAAGGAGACUGAAGGUGUCACUUAUCUGGAAUGCUUCCGCAAGUCGAACUUGCGACGAACCAUCAUCUCGAUCAUGCCCCUUUCUAUCCAAGCUCUUUCUGGUGUCGCCUUUGCUGCGAGUUAUUUCUCUUACUACAUGCAGCUUGUUGGCUUCUCCACUGAGAUGUCCUUUAAGCUCCAGAUCGUCCAACAGGUUCUCUCGCUUGUUGGCAACGUCAUGUCCUGGUACCUGGUCGAUCGAAUUGGACGCCGCAACCUUACUUUCUGGGGACUGGUGGUGCUCACUGUUAUCCUGUUCGUCAUGGCUGGCUGUGCAGUUGCUGGAACAAUCUCUGCGCUGAAAGGAGCGAUCUCAAUGAUACUUCUGUACUGCUGGUGGUAUAAUGUGACCAUUGGUGCAACGGCGUAUACCAUUCUCUGCGAAACCAGUACCUCUCGUCUCCGUGUCAAGACGAUCGCCAUUGGUUUGGCGUUGCAGAACGCACUUCAGACGAUGUGGUCGUUUACGCUUCCCUACCUAUUCAACCCAGAUAAGCUGAACUUGGGCGGUCGUCUUGGAUUCAUUUUUGGAGGUUUGUCGUUCCUCUGCUUGAUAUACUUGUGGUUCUACCAGCCUGAGACUGCUGGACGCACAUAUGAAGAACUUGAUGAGAUGUUCAUGAAGAAAGUGCCUGCGAGGAAGUUCAAGGCAUAUCACACAGAUGCACAGGCGAUGGGGGUCGCUGUGAAAGAAAAGGAGAAUAUGUAAGCUCCUAGAAGCCGUGUUGGUCACCUAGUAUUUUCCGG
Boeremia exigua is the source of this 2003-nucleotide messenger RNA. RefSeq lists its product as uncharacterized. The transcript is spliced from 4 exons. NCBI's taxonomy places the organism in Eukaryota, Fungi, Ascomycota, Dothideomycetes, Pleosporales, Didymellaceae. Gene Ontology annotation, cellular component: membrane. Gene Ontology annotation, molecular function: carbohydrate:proton symporter activity. Gene Ontology annotation, biological process: transmembrane transport; carbohydrate transport. The coding region runs from base 343 to 1965 and encodes 540 amino acids. The record is from RefSeq and is a predicted model, not a curated record.